This is a messenger RNA of Papaver somniferum (opium poppy), 4830 nucleotides long. RefSeq names its product probable inactive ATP-dependent zinc metalloprotease FTSHI 5, chloroplastic. Gene Ontology annotation, cellular component: chloroplast thylakoid. The record is from RefSeq and is a predicted model, not a curated record. Lineage: Eukaryota; Viridiplantae; Streptophyta; Magnoliopsida; Ranunculales; Papaveraceae. Gene Ontology annotation, molecular function: ATP hydrolysis activity; ATP binding; ATP-dependent peptidase activity. Gene Ontology annotation, biological process: proteolysis. Bases 174 to 4112 code for a protein of 1312 amino acids. The transcript has 19 exons.
UUCUUCUUCCCCUUGUAGUUGCAGGAAGAGUGAUUCCCUCUCUCUCUUCUUCCCCAUCAAAACCAGACCUUCAUUAAACCCUAGAAAUGGAAAUAUCACGAAACUCUAAUCCCCAAUUCCAUCUCCAUCCUUAACCCUAGUGUUCAAAUUCUUUGAUAAUUCUGAGUUUCUUCAUGGAAUCCACUCUCAGUAAUCCAUUCUCUAUCAAUGACGGUGGUGCUCCACCUUAUAAGGUAAAAUUAUUCUCUUCAUUUUCUUCUACCAUUAAUUUUAAACCCAGUGUAUUAAGUAGAAAACAGUUUAGUACUAGUAAUAGAAGAUUUAGUGUAAAAUGUUCAAACAAACAUUACAAUUUCUGUCAAAGAACCAGUAAAUUUGUAUCAUUUAGUGUUUGGUCUACCCCAAAGUGUGUAAUUCAAGAGAAUUCACACACACCCAUUUUGAGUUCUGGAGAAAAGAAUGAGAGUUUAUUGGAAUGGGUGCGGAAAUCGAUUGUGUUAGCUUUGUUUUGUAUAGUUAUUGGUUUUCUGCCGGUAAAGAAACUUCUAAAACCUGCAAUUGCCGUGUCAUUUGCUGGAUGGUUUACUAAAGAAGAGAAAAAAGAGGAGGUAGAAAAGAAGAAGGAUCAUGAGUAUUCGGAUUAUACUCAAGAGUUACUAGGUAAAGUAUCAAUACUUCUUCAGCGGGUAGAAGAAGCUAAGUCGUCUAAAUGUGAUAUUAAAGAAGUUAGGGGAGCUUUGAAAGAGGUUAAAUUGAAGAAAGAGGAGCUUCGAGGAAAAAUUAUUGAUUCCGUGAGUAAUGAGCUGAGAGAGCCUAAAAAGAAGUUACCGAAAUUGGUUAAAAGAUCGGAGGAGAUAUUUGUUUCUGUGACGAAGAAGAAGCAGACUUAUGUGAAGAAGGUAGAUGCUGAUGAUGAGGAGAAAGAAAAGAUAAGAAGACUAGAGAAGUCUAUGGAAGCUGCUGAAAAGGAGUAUGAUGAGAUUGUGGUUAAGAUAGAUGAGAUUGAAGAUAUGAUUUCGAGGAAGGAAACAAUGGCUUACAGCAUUGGACUUAGAGAGCUUUCAUUUAUUGCACGUGAAGCUGAAUUGUUGGUGGAGAGGUUCGUACGUGAUUUGAGAAGCCAGAAUGUAAAAAGUGCGCCAGAUAGUACUACCACUAAGCUCUCCAGAUCAGAUAUCCAACGCGAUUUGGAAAUGGCACAAAGAGAAUGCUGGGAACAAAUGAUACUACCAGCUGUUUUGGAUGCCGAAGAUGAUUCUAAACUUCCUGCGUGCAGCAAUACUAAAGGUUUUGUGGUAGAUAUAAAGAAUUCCUUAGAGGAAUCGAGAGAGCUUCAGAGUAAGGUGGAAGCUCGCAUAAGACAGAAAAUGGGAAAGUUUGGGGAUGAGAAGCAGUUUCUUGUAUCUACACCUGUAGAUGAGGUUGUGAAGGGAUACCCUGAAGCUGAACUAAAAUGGAUGUUCGGAGAAAAGGAGGUCGUUGUUCCAAAGGCAAUUCGAUCUCAUCUAUUCCAUGGAUGGAAGAAGUGGCGAGAAGAAGCUAAAGCGGACUUGAAAAGAGAUCUGUUGGAAGAUACAGACUUUGGUAAACAGUAUGUCGCUCAGAGACAGGAACGCAUCCUUGUGGAAAGAGAUAGAGUGGUCGGAAAGACAUGGUAUAAUGAUGAAAAGAAAAGGUGGGAAAUGGACCCAAUUGCUGUUCCUUAUGCUGUUUCCAAGAAGCUUGUAGAGAGUGCCCGCAUUAGGCAUGAUUGGGGUGUCAUGUAUGUUGGCCUCAAGGGUGACGACAAGGAAUAUUAUGUCAAUGUCCAGGAAUAUGAAACUCUUUUUGAAGAUUUCGGAGGGUUUGAUGGGCUUUACCUUAAAUUGCUAGCUUCUGGUGUUCCAACUGCUGUUCAAUUGAUGUGGAUUCCACUUACUGAAUUGGAUCUGCGUCAGCAGUUUCUCCUGGCAACAAGUCUUUCUUCUCAAUAUAUUUCUGGAUUGUGGAAGUCCGAAAAUGUAUCAUAUUGGAGAAACUGUGGUUUUGAGAAAAUACAAAAUCUUAAUGAUGACAUAAUGAUGAUGAUAAUUUUUCCUGUAUUGGACUUUAUUGUUCCUUAUCCGGUAAGGAUGAGAUUGGGAAUGGCGUGGCCGGAGGAAGCAUUUCAAACUGUUGGCUCAACUUGGUACUUGGAGUGGCAGUCAACGGCAGAUAUUAGUUUCAGAACUAGAAAGAAAGAUGGUAUCCGUUGGUACCUUUUGUUUUACAUUAAGACCUCUGUAUAUGCGUUUGUGUUGUUCAACGUGCUUCGUCUUGUGAAGAAAAAGGCUCCAAGACUUCUUGGUUUUGGACCUAUACGUAGAGAUCCGAACAGGGAAAAGUUGCGGAGAGUGAAAAGUUAUUUCAAAUUUAGGUUGCGCAGAACGUUAAAGAGGAAAAAAGAGGGGGUUGAUCCAAUAACAACUGCUUUCGACCAAAUGAAGAGGGUAAAGAAUCCUCCAAUUAAGUUGAAGGAUUUUGCUAGUGUUGACUCUAUGAGAGAGGAGAUAAAUGAAGUUGUGGCAUUUCUACAAAACCCUAGUGCUUUCAGAGAAAUGGGUGCUCGACCUCCUCGGGGAGUCCUUAUUGUGGGUGAGAGGGGAACGGGCAAAACAUCUUUAGCAAUGGCUGUAGCUGCUGAAGCUAGGGUGCCUCUAGUUGAAGUUAAAGCUCAACAACUAGAGGCCGGAUUAUGGGUUGGUCAAAGUGCUUCAAAUGUUCGGGAGUUGUUUCAAACAGCAAGGGAGUUGGCACCUGUAAUAAUCUUUGUUGAGGAUUUUGACCAAUUUGCUGGUGUCCGAGGGAAGUACAUCCACACUAAAAAGCAGGACCAUGAAGCUUUUAUAAAUCAACUUCUUGUGGAACUUGAUGGGUUUGAGAAACAAGACGGGGUUGUUCUGAUGGCUACUACCCGGAAUCUUGCACAAAUUGACCAAGCCCUACAAAGGCCCGGUCGAAUGGACAGAGUGUUUCAUCUUCAACGGCCAACUCAGAUGGAAAGAGAACAGAUACUAAAGAUAGCAGCUAAAGAAACAAUGGAUAAUGAACUUAUUGAUUUUGUAGACUGGAAAAAGGUUGCUGAGAAAACAGCUCUUCUGCGGCCCGUAGAACUAAAACUUGUUCCUGUGGCCUUGGAAGGUAGUGCCUUUAGGAGCAAAUUUCUUGAUACUGAUGAGUUGAUGAGCUACUGUAGCUGGUUCGCGACCUUCAGCUUUGCUGUUCCAAGAUGGAUAAGGAAAACCAAGAUCGUCAAGGCGAGCAGCAGAUGGAUGGUAAAUCAUCUGGGGCUUUCAUUAACAAAAGAGGAUUUGAACAGCGUGGUUGAUCUAAUGGAACCUUACGGCCAGAUAAGCAAUGGAAUUGAAUUUCUAACACCUCCACUUGAUGAUUGGACAAGAGAGACAAAGUUCCCGCAUGCUGUGUGGGCAUCUGGUCGAGCACUUAUCGCUCUUCUUCUUCCGAACUUUGAUGUGGUUGAUAACGUUUGGCUUGAGCCACUUGCUUGGGAGGGAAUUGGGUGCACAAAGAUUUCAAAGACUAAGAAUGAAGGAUCAGUUAACGGAAAUGUGGAAACAAGAUCGUAUCUUGAAAAAAAGCUUGUGUUCUGCUUUGGCUCAUAUAUAGCAUCUCAAAUGCUACUUCCAUUUGGGGAGGAUAAUUUUCUUUCGUCGUCAGAACUUCAGCAGGCUCAAGAGAUAGCGACGCGUAUGGUGAUUCAAUAUGGAUGGGGUCCUGAUGAUAGUCCCGCUAUCUACUAUGCUAGCAGUGCGACGACCGCCUUAAGCAUGGGUGACAAGCAUGAGUAUGAAAUGGCCGCCAAAGUUGAAGCGAUGUAUAAUUUAGCUUAUGACAAAGCGAAUGAGAUGCUGCAAAAGAAUCGUGGGGUGCUUCAGAAUAUUGUGGAUGAGUUGCUCGAGUUUGAAAUCUUGACAGGAGUGGAUUUAGAAAGGAUUUUUGUCGCAAAUGGUGGAAUUCAAGAGAAAGAACCAUUCUUCCUAUCAACAUCUGGUGUUAAGAAGCUUCCCUCUAGCAGCUCUGUUGAUGGAGGAAGUUCAUCAGGACUGGUUCUUUUGGGUGCACCAACAACAUAGAAAUGGGAAAGCAUUAUAUAUGAACUGUCACUGAACCUCUCUGCUCAAAGCGUUCAGCAUUACUACAAUAGUCUGAAUCUUUUUCUGAUUGCCCGUCUCCGUCUCUCAUCUCUGAUAGAAAAUGAUAACCCGGUUGGCCAUUCCUGUCUAGAAGACAUGGGUUUCUCAUCGAGUUGUACGUGCAUCACGAGUCCGUGUCUGGUUGCCAAUUUUUAAAGGAAUCUGUGUGGUUGUCUACCUCUUAGGGGAUGCCUACUAGAGGAGCCUCCACAGCCCUAACAGAAAUUUCGAGCUUGAAUUUCUGUUGAUAUCUUCUUUUUCAUCAGCAUCACCGUACUAAGACCGAGUCAAAGCCACAGAAAACCUCCUAAAUCAUGCGAAAUCGGCUUGGGUUGUUUUUAAGUUAUAUCAAAGCAAGUUUUAUGGUAGAAUCCAAGCUAUCAAAAACGCGGAAGAUCAAGUCUAACAAUUCCAAGUUGGAGCUGUAUAUGUUUUAGAAUCCAGCCUAAAGCGUCUCUUGAUGCUAAGCGUCAAGUCUCCUGUCACUAAAUCUGACAGUUUGGAGCAUUUAGUAACAAGUUGUUUUCCUUAUUUGGACCAAUGUAGUUAAUAUCGGAUAUCGGUUCAUCUCGGCCGGGACCGAUACACUGGUACGAUUUUAUAUCGGGGAUAUUAUCGUUGAAAUAUCGGUUUUAGAUUUAGAGACUAUAAUUUUAUA